Messenger RNA from Lutzomyia longipalpis, 1369 nucleotides. RefSeq names its product 1,5-anhydro-D-fructose reductase. The coding region runs from base 253 to 1224 and encodes 323 amino acids. NCBI's taxonomy places the organism in Eukaryota, Metazoa, Arthropoda, Insecta, Diptera, Psychodidae. Gene Ontology annotation, molecular function: oxidoreductase activity. The record is from RefSeq and is a predicted model, not a curated record. The transcript has 4 exons.
AGCCGGCUUUAACAUAAAAAUAUUAUCAUCGCUGCAAAUAUGAUACAUACAAAGCUAUAUAUUGUGAAUGAGAGAGAAGAGAUCCGGCGAAGCCCCCACUUUGCACACACACUUAACUCUCCAAGCCAAGCCACACGUCCAGUUAAAUCUGCUGAGAAUUUUUCAGUUUAAUUUGUGCCAUCGUCAAGAUUGGUUUUGUUAAAUUUUUUUUAAAUAAUUAUUCGUGAGACAAAUAAUUCUUUUUAAAGAAAAAUGUCAAGUAGUGUUCCCAAGAUUCCUCUGAGCAAUGGAGGGGAAAUUCCUUCUGUGGGUCUUGGAACGUGGAGAGCUCCAGACAAUGAGGUAGAAGCAGCUCUUGAGACGGCUCUAAAAUCCGGUUAUCGACACAUUGAUGCUGCACCGGUGUAUUUCAAUGAGCCAGCCAUUGGGAGGACGCUCAAACGCUUCCUGGAUUCCGGAGAGCUGAAACGCGAGGAUCUCUUUAUUUGCACAAAACUCCCUCCACAGGCUAAUCGUGCUUCGUGUGUGGAGAAGUUCCUGCGGAAUUCCCUGGAGAGUCUGCAGUUGGACUAUGUGGAUCUCUACCUGAUCCACACACCCUUCAGUGUGCCAGAAACAGAUGGGGAUCUCCUCAGGGAUGACAAUGGCGAUGUUAUCCUCGACAUGGAAACCAAUCAUGUGGCCACGUGGAAGAGGAUGGAGGAUAUGGUGGCCAUGGGCUUGACCAAAGCCAUUGGAAUAUCGAAUUUCAACGAAACCCAAAUUCAGCGUCUCCUCGAUAAUUGCACCAUUAAACCCGUUUGCCUGCAGAUUGAGGUUCAUCUCUACCUGCAGCAGCACAACCUCGUGGAGUUCUGCAAGAAGAACAACAUCGUCGUCACGGCUUAUUCGCCGCUUGGAUCGAGAGGAAUUGCUGAGUUUAAUAAAUCCGUGGGGAUCGUACGCGACAUACCGGAUGUAAUUGAGAAUCCCGUAGUUGUGAAGAUGGCCAGUAAGUACGGAAAGACAUCACCGCAGAUUCUCCUCAAGUACAGCAUCCAGAGAGGCUUAGUUGUCAUCCCGAAGAGUACAAAUGCCGCCCGUUUGAAGCAGAAUAUUGAUUUGUUUGAUUUUACUCUCUCUGAUGAAGAUAUGAAGGUUCUCGCGGAUAUCAAGGAGAACGUCCGGGUGUGCGAUUUCUCCUUCUUCAAGGGAAUGAACAAACAUCCGGAAUUUCCUUGGUAAAGUUUUCUUUGCAUCUUCUUCUGGGUAAUUUUGGUUCGAUGUUUCAGCAUUUUUCUUGUCCCACAUUGAUCUUCUUAUCACGUUUUAAAUUGAGGUUCUCUUGUUAGUUGCGUGCAGUGCGCGAAUAAAGUCUUCAAGCACAAAA